GAGUCUCAUAUAACUUUCCAUAAACUGAAGGCUUCAUUGUUUUGGUAUCUGGACUCACCUGGUGACUUAACCUAUUAUGUUCAAAAGUAUGUGGGACUUAUCUAGGGUUCCCAAAGUAAUUCAGGAGGAUCAUUUCACUUGAGCAGAACAGUAGACAGAAGGCUCUCUGUCUGAUGUAGGCUUUUUAGCUAAAAGAAAAACUACCCAACCUGGAAUAUAUUUUGGAGAAUUUACAACACAGUAUAAGUUUAACACCAGAGGAUAUCAUGGAUGAAACAAAACAAGAGAAAUAUGCACUCCUACAUGAUGAGUCAGAUAUUGAAGAAUAUGAUAAAAUGAAACUUGGCCAGAAAAUCCAUCACAAUGGGAAAUCCUACAUAAGAAGAUCCAGCCUAGGUUCAACAUUGGCUCAACCACAAUGGCUUUGUCAUACAGUUUUCAUUGUACUCCUGGUCUGCUCACAAGCUGCUCUCUGUAUAUUUGUAUUGACCAUGCACCUCAACAUAAACACAAUUAAGGAUGAACAUGCGUCACUGCACAAAAAUGCACUGGAAAUGGCAGUUCAUUUUCAACCAAUUAAUAAUACAAGCAUUUCAAAGCAUGAAAAUGUAACUCAAAUGGAUGUGGAGCCGAUGAUUAAAAAGCAACUACAGGAACUCAAUGUUAUGGAAAAUGUCAAUUUACUCAAAAGACUUCACGCCUUAGAAACAAAUAUGAAAUCAAUGAAAAAUAUUGUCUCCAGCCAUGGUGAGGACCUCAAAACAGUAAAAGUCCAACAACAAGUGGAAGGAAUAAAGCAUGAAAAUGCACUGCAAAGGCAGUUAAACAAUAUUAGCAGAGACCUGAAUGGCUUUCACAUUCGCCUGGAGGAGGGGCUGGACUUGGCCUUCUCACAGAUAUCCCAGCUCAGAGAUGAUGUCUUUUUUCUUGAAAAUACCAUAAAUCAAUCAAAGCAAGAACGAUUUGAUGUGAAAGAAUUUACACAGAAGCCAACAAAAAAAGAAACUGUGACCCAAACAACUAUCCACCUGCUGCCCACUGCACCUCAGGCUGGCAUUCAGAUUUUGCUGCAUGAUACUACAAGAGACUCUACCACCAUGUCUAUGUCGAGUCAGAAGGAAAUGGCUGAUGAAAUCUUUCAAAUAUCAAUCCCCUUCUUGAAGAGUCGGUCAGACUUCCAAGUAUUCUUCUAUGGAGCAGACAAGGAUGCAAAUGGCUUUCUUACUUAUGCUGAAAUAAAGAAAGUGCUUGGAGACGAGACUCCAAGUGAAGACAUGCUACUUCCCUUUGACGAUGAUCAAAAUAGAAUGUAUUCCUACACUGAACUUAUCAGAACAUUCCAUCUUAAAGAAUAAAGAAACAAGAGAAUAUGAAGAAAGCAACAGACAAGGCAGCAAAGAAAAAGACAUUUAAUUACUGUUUUGUUUCUUCAUACAGCACCUGAAAAUAUAAAGAAGUACACAAUGUUUUUAUAUUUAAAGGGGUUUUAUUUCAAAUAUUUAAACAAACAUAAAAGCAUGAUUCAGAGAAACAAAAUUCAUGUUUUUUAGAGAAACAUCUAAACUGGAUGUUAAGGCAUUCAGGUAAACCAUAUAUUCCCUUUCCCAAUAUUAUUAUUAUUAUUAUGGUAUUGUAUUGCAAUAAAACUUUUGUAUUAAGUGAA
Messenger RNA from Xenopus tropicalis (tropical clawed frog), 1663 nucleotides. RefSeq lists its product as uncharacterized. Gene Ontology annotation, molecular function: calcium ion binding. The record is from RefSeq and is a predicted model, not a curated record. Bases 267 to 1355 code for a protein of 362 amino acids. The transcript is spliced from 10 exons. Lineage: Eukaryota; Metazoa; Chordata; Amphibia; Anura; Pipidae.